CUUAAACAGUGACAAAAGAAGGCAGGUGCGUAGGACGAGUUUGAAUGUUAUCUGUCUGUCUGAUUUGAACUUUGUUUCUAAUUAAGGGAGUUUUGUGUGCACCAACAGAGGUACUCCGGGGCAGGAAGAUUGGCACCCCUGGGUGCCACACUGGAGACCUGAGAUUUACAUUGCUAUCUUCGUACAGAUCUGUUCAGUCCAUAAGGACAUUGCAAUGGUCUCCUCUCCAUCUUUGCAGCGUGCUUUUAUUUUUAUUCUCCUGGGGGGCCUCAGGGCUUUAGCCUUGGACAAAUUCACUGCAGCAGUAUACGAACAUGCAGUCAUACUGGCAAAAGCCACACUGAACCCUGUUUCUCCUGAAGAUGCCUUAAAAUUGAUGAACCAAAAUAUGGACAUCUUAGAAGAUGCCAUCCAAAAGGCAGCAAAGCAGGGUGCACACAUCAUUGUGACUCCAGAAGAUGGCAUAUAUGGAUUUAACUUCACUAGAGAAACAAUUUAUCCUUACCUUGAGGACAUCCCAGAUCCACAGGUCAAUUGGAUUCCAUGUACUGACCCCAAAAGAUUUGGAUCUGCUCCAGUACAAGAAAGGCUGAGCUGCCUGGCAAGGCACCAUUCAAUCUAUGUGGUUGCCAAUAUUGGGGAUAAGAAGAAAUGCAAUUAUACAGACCCAAAGUGCCCUAGCGAUGGCCGCUAUCAGUACAAUACAGACGUUGUCUUUGAUUCAGAUGGAAAGCUGGUGGCACGAUACCACAAGUUUAAUUUGUUUAUGGUGGAACAUCAGUUUGAUUCCCCUAAAGAGCCUGACCUUGUAACCUUCGAUACUGCCUUUGGAAAAUUUGGCCUCUUCACCUGCUUUGAUAUCCUCUUCCAUGAUCCUGCUGUGGCCCUUGUAACCCAGCUCUCUGUGGACACCAUCCUUUUCCCUACAGCCUGGAUGAACGUCCUCCCACAUUUAUCUGCUAUCGAAUUCCAUUCAGCUUGGGCCAUGGGCAUGCGUGUCAAUGUUCUGGCAGCUAAUACUCACAGUCCUGGGCUGAAUAUGACAGGUAGUGGUAUCUACACACCAUCUGGAUCCCGAGCAUAUCAUUAUGAUGCAGAAUCAGAGAAUGGACACCUUUUGAUUGCAGAAAUCUAUUCCCAUCCUUCUUGUUCUCCCACGUGUCUUCCUGCUGUUAACUGGAGCUUGUAUGCCACAACUAUUGAACAAUUCCCUGAGGACCAUACUUUCCCUGGAAUUGUUUUCUAUGAUGAAUUCACCUUAUCGAAGCUCACAGAAGACGCUGGCAAUCUUACAGUGUGCCAAAAAAGUCUCUGCUGCCAUUUAAACUAUAGGAUGACGGAACAACAAGAAGAUGAACUUUAUGCGCUAGGGGCAUUCGAUGGCCUUCAUGUGGUUGAAGGAGAAUAUUACUUACAGAUAUGCACAUUGCUGAAGUGUGGAAGUACAGACCUUCAGAGCUGUGGCCAAUCAACCAUUACUGCUCGUUCCCAUUUUGAUUUCUUUUCUCUCAGUGGCACAUUUAGCACAAACUACAUCUUCCCAGAGGUUUUACUCAGUGGGAUUCGUUUGGCCCCUGGAGGGUUUCAGGUUUUGAGUGAUGGACAACUGAUCAGUCAGAAUGGUACCUCUCAGGCACUUUUAACUGUGACACUUUUUGGGAGAUGGUAUGAGAAGGAUCCUCAACCUAUACAGAUUCACAAUAUAAUCCUCUGAGCUAUGAGUAUGACAUUUCUACAAAGCAGUUGUUUGACACUUUAUUGUUUCAAUUGUCAUUAAUCUUAUUGUGAUGGAUAUCUCAUCUGAAUGGCUGUGUAUUGAUGAUGGAUAAAUUGAUGCUAUGUUUAAUCUUGGCUAACAAAUCCCAAGGAACACAAGUCUCUCAAAGUUUGUCCUAAUAAAGAUGCAACAAUAUAAUAGUUCAUAGUUAUUGGUUAGGCUAUUCCUUAAAGCAUGCCACACGUACAAGGUCCCUGGAAGCUCAAAAUAAGGAUAAUCUCCAAGUAGUGCUGCAUAGCACUGAUUAGGGCAGAUAUUUGAAGCCACUUUAAAAUACAUCAGAUAGUUACGAUCAUGGCUGUGCCAACACCACCUCAUCUCUUUGUGGGCCAGAAACGACUCAACCUGCCCCAGAGUGUUCUGCGGAUCUUUUAGUUAGAAUCAGCCCUCUGAUCAGAAGGAAUCAGAAAACCAGACUUCAGGCUUUCUGUAAUCAAGAAUGAGAAAAACUCACCUGCUAUAACAUCUUGGUGUUUCAUUAUUUUCAAUCAAGAAGUUGGCUGGGUUGACAUAGUGAACCUGGCUUAGAUUGUAAUGUGAAUCCCACCAACAUUUGAUUGAAAAUAAUGAGCCAUGCUAGUCAACACUCAUAUAGUUCACUGUGGCCUUCACCCCACUCAAUGCCUGAUGCUCCUUAUUAAAAAUAAGAUAAUCAUGUUCUAGGAGAGAGAGGACUUGUAUGUAGGAGUCUAAAGUAUGUGUAAUUUUCUCUAAGGCAAUGAAUUUGCUUUUCAAAUAAAUAUUGAGAAGAAUUUUUGAGUUGACACGAGUAAGCCUUCCUGCUAUAAGGUAAUCAACAUGGAUAUACAGAAAAGGGGACUAAAUAUGAAUGAAAAGAUAUGGUGAAACUAUGCUGAAUAAAAAAUGCCUAUAGAAAUAAGGGUACUAGCUAAGAGAUUAUAGAAACUUCAGAUUGAGCGGGAGGGAGGGAGGGGAGGAAAGUUCUUGGAAAAUGAAGUAUCAACAAAAGAUGGACAGUGAUAAGUUAGAAAGCAUGCACUUUGCAUACAAAUAGUUUUACUCAAGCAGCAAUCAUGGGCAAUAUCUUUAACAGAAUCAACUAAAAUGGCAGAAAAAAUAUGCUAGUAUUUGAAUUACCCAGAUUUUUUCCUCAAGCAAGAUGUAACAAAAAGCAGGAUAUGGAGAAGAAGCAAAAAGCUAUUGUAGUCAUGAGACCUGUUGCUUAGACUCAGGCUCAAGUUAUAGUAGUGUGUGUGUGUGCAUGUGCACAUGUCCCUUGAGAAUCCAGCAAAUGUAAAUUGAUGCUUCCUGUUUAGAAAAUUGGGGUAAUUCUUGGCUAAGGAAUAAAAAUUCCAUUACAUAAAUAUAGGGAGAUUUAGACGUGUUCUUUACAUCUGUAUUACAGUGUGCAAUGUCAGUGUAUAUAAGUAACAAUCUUACAUUUGGAAAUCAGUGGUAUUUCCAUUUUAUAUGCUCAACCAGAUCCUUGAUGCAAUUGAUGGAGUUGAACUUUGAAAUCUAGUCUGAUAGUGAUCUGAUGGAAGCUGCAGGUCCUUAUCUGCUCUUAUUUUAAAUAUUGGCCUUGGGUGAUCUUUACCACCUAUCGCAUCCUAGGCAUUUCUAUAAAUCAUCCUUCCCCAACUCAGCAUCCUCCAGCUGUCAGCAUAUAACUGCCAUCGUCUAGUACGGAUGAUUGGAUUUGUAAUGCAACACCUUUGGAGGAUGCCAAGAUGGGGAAGACCAAUCUAAAUCCUUCCUUUGAGAUUUUACAGAAGAAUUUUAUUUAGUUACAGCAAACUUUGUCUUAAAAUCGAUUGAACACACAAGAACAAAUUUGUCAUGCAAGGAAAGGAGGCAGGAAACCUGAUUUCUUGAAGACUAUUUACACUUAAAAAGGCUUCCAAAUCAAGCCUAUACUGUAAUCAAUAUUAAGUACGAACACUGUCCCAAGUCAGCAUGAUUCCCUAAAGAAGCUUGAUGGAAAGUCUUCAUGACUUUGGAACAUGAGAAUAAUUUGUUAUAGUCCUUUCCUGGCCAAAAGAAAUGCCUUUCUUUCUGUCAGUAUUCCUGCAUAGCAACCUUCGGGUGUUGCCAAGAUAAACAAAAAACACCUGUCCACAGUGCCCUGUUCCUUAGAAAAGCAGUGCUUUCAAAACAAUGCCUUUAACUGAUAAGCUGACAACUCAGUUAAAUUCUAAAAAUAUUAGCAUUGCAAAAGGUAGUUAACUGUGUAUUAACCUAGAAAGAUGUUCACAUUCAGAAUUAAUAUAAUGGCAACGACAGGCUUUUGAAGUUGUGAUUCUAUGUGUUCUUGCAUGCGUGUAACUAUUGUUAAAUUUAAUAGGGCUUAUUUCUGAGGAGCACAUUAAAGAUUGUACUAAAUAGUUUGUUACCUGAACGCUAUGCAAGUAGACAUCUCAUGCAGUGGGACUUGCUUUCCUUCAAUGGUGAAUUUCUUCCACACCCACCUCUCUUCUCCAGAUUUGAAGGAAUCCAUGCUACUGAUGGAUACUAUACUGUUCGUAGAUUGAAAUUGCUGGGUACGUUUCUCUGUUUGUAAAGAAUUGUAUCUUAAAACUGCUCAAUUCUAUAGCACUGCAAGAAAGGAGACAAACUGGUUAUAUUUAACUUCCUGACUGCAAUCUACUUCUAAAGUGGCUAUUUUUUGGAAACUUCAGUGUAGAUAUCGAGCAAAACCAUUGCCCAGCUUAACAAUGAAUUUGGGGGGGGGGGGGAUCAUUCAAUCGAUCCUCGGUGACUGCCUGGACUAGUCCCUGCAGUUUUCUUGGCAAGAUUUCAGAAGUGGUUUGCCAUUGCGUCCUUCCUAGGGCUAAGAGAGAGUGACUGGCCCAAGGUCACCCAGCUGGCUUUCCUGCCUAAGGUGGGACUAGAACUCACUGUCUCCUGGUUUCUAGCCCGUUGCCUUAACCGCUAGACCAUACCGGCUCUCAAAUACUAAUUAAAUAUUAACUAUUGUAAGCCCUAAUGAUAUACUGAAGGAUGAUGGUUAAAUUCUGUGGACAUAAUGUUUUAAGAGUUACAGUGGUGUGUAACAGGAUCGUUGGUGUGCUUGAAAUGAUUCUGUAAUUUCGCUGUCCAGGGAAAACUUAAAUAAAUAAUAAUCAUUGUUCAAA
Candoia aspera is the source of this 4872-nucleotide messenger RNA. Its product is annotated as pantetheinase-like. The record is from RefSeq and is a predicted model, not a curated record. Bases 215 to 1714 code for a protein of 499 amino acids. Gene Ontology annotation, biological process: pantothenate metabolic process. The transcript has 9 exons. NCBI's taxonomy places the organism in Eukaryota, Metazoa, Chordata, Lepidosauria, Squamata, Candoiidae. Gene Ontology annotation, molecular function: pantetheine hydrolase activity.